UACAGAAAGAGAGAGAGAGAGAGAGAGAAAGAGAAAUGGAAAAUCUGUUAAUCCCAUUUUUAGGGUUAGGGUUUAUGUUGCUGAUCUUCUUCAAUUCAAGAAGAAGAUCAAAGCUCCCACCAGGUCCAUGGCGUCUCCCCAUCCUCGGAAACCUCCACCAACUCGGCUCUCUGCCUCACCGAUCUCUCUGCAAACUCGCAGCCAAGCAUGGGCCGCUCAUGCACCUCCACCUCGGCAAAAUACCGACCAUCAUCGUCUCCUCGCCGGACCUCGCUUUUCAAAUCCUCAAAACCUUAGAUCUCUCCUUCGCCAGCCGCCCAUCCUCUUCAUCCGGCGCCGAGUUCGCCUACGGCGGGAACCUGAGCAAGUACAGCGAGCAUUGGAGGCAAGUGAGGAAGCUCGGCAUGCUGGAGAUUUUCAGCAUGAAGAGAGUUCAAUCCUUUCGGAGCAUCAGAGAAGAAGAGAUCAAUCUCUUGAUCAAAACUAUCCACAGAAUUAGCUCAUCAUCAUCCGAUGUGAAUUUGAGCAAGUUGUUUGUGAUCAUGAGCAACAACAUCACCAGCAAGGAAGCGUUUGGGAAGAGGUUCUCUGAUGAUGGGGAUUGUAACUGGAGUCCAGACCAUGAUAUUUUCAAGGAGAUCAUUGAAUUGCUCAGCGAGUUCUUACUGAGAGAAAUGUUGCCCUCUUUGGAGUUGUGGCGAAGGAGUUCAAAUGUUCGGGUGAAGCUUGAGAAGAGCUUCAAGAGAAUGGAUCAGUUGUUUGAGAGAGAGAUUGAUGGCCAUUGUUCUGGUGAUGAUUGUGAGAAGGAUUUGCUUGAUGUUUUGCUUAAACACCAGGGUGAUUCCAGCUUUGGUGUCGCAUUCACCAGAGAUGAUAUCAAAGCAAUUGUCCAGGAAAUUUUCUUUGGUGGAACUGAUACGACCUCAUCGGUUCUAGAAUGGGUGAUAUCUGAACUUGUGAGAAACCCGAGAGUGAUGAACAAAGCUCAAGAUGAAGUUCGAGGAGUCGUAGGACCGAAUAAAGGAAAGGUCGAAGAGAGUGACCUGCAAGAACUCCGAUAUCUCAAACUAGUGAUAAAUGAGACUCUAAGGUUGCAUCCUCCGGCUCCAUUGUUGGUUCCGCGGGAGUGCCGGGAGGAAUGCAAUGUGCAAGGGUUUGACAUUCCCGUGGGGACGAGAGUUUUUGUGAAUGUUUGGGCGAUAAUGAAAGAUCCGAAUUCAUGGGAGAAUCCUGAAGAGUUCAUUCCAGAGAGGUUCGAGGAGAGUGCUAUAAACUUUAAAGGACAACACUUCCAAUUCAUUCCUUUCGGUGCUGGUCGGAGGAUGUGUCCUGGAAUGCAAUUGGGAAUUGCUAUCAUUGAGAUUGCGCUUGCAAACAUCUUAUAUCAUUUCAAUUGGGAAUUACCCGCCGGGGCUGAUAUGGAUAUGAGUGAAACUGUAACGGUUGUUCUUCAUAAGAAGUCACCCUUGAUCCUUAAGGCAAUACCGAGAAUAAACCUUGUUUAAUCCGAACUAUACUCUGGUUUUCCUUGUGACAAAACCAUAAAUAUAUAUAUAUAUAUAUAUAUAUCAUGCUCUCUGUAAUGUGGUUGCCCUGUAAAUCAUUUUCAUGCUCUCUGUAAUGUGUUUGUAAACCAUGUAUUUGAUUAUGGACAAGGAAGAAUGAUAUAAACUUAACAGAA
This is a messenger RNA of Dioscorea cayenensis subsp. rotundata (Guinea yam), 1681 nucleotides long. Its product is annotated as cytochrome P450 71A1-like. NCBI's taxonomy places the organism in Eukaryota, Viridiplantae, Streptophyta, Magnoliopsida, Dioscoreales, Dioscoreaceae. The transcript has 2 exons. Bases 36 to 1505 code for a protein of 489 amino acids. The record is from RefSeq and is a predicted model, not a curated record. Gene Ontology annotation, molecular function: iron ion binding; oxidoreductase activity, acting on paired donors, with incorporation or reduction of molecular oxygen; heme binding.